AAAAUGCGCCUACUCGUUUUGGGCGCAUUUACCUUGAUUAUUGCAUUGGGAGAAGCAAAGGAUAAAGUUGAGGCACCUGAGCGAUCAUCUCGGGGUUUGCCAGGAAAUUUAAACGUAUAUUUGGAACCAAAUGAUGGUGGGUGCAAGAGAAAGCUUUACGAUCCGAAAUUCCAGUUACCGCUGCCUCGUCAAUAUACUGGAAUCUACAAAUCGGCAAUCUAUCCAAGAGCUACCGUUACUGAUGAGGAAUUUAAUAGAGUCUUGGAAAUUCAGAGUGGAUUGUUAAAAGAAAUUAUGAGUGAGGAGGCCUAUGAGGAUUACAAAAAAUUGGGUCCUGAUAACCAUAUUGAAAAAAUACAUGCUGAAAAGCCACACUUAAAAGACUUGAAGAAAAAAUCUAAUGAUCUAAAGGAUGAAAAAAAUAAAGCUAAAAAUUUAUUAAAAAAUAUAGAUAAAGUGUCAAAACGAGAGGAAGUUUUAGAAAUGUUAAAAGAGGAAGGAUAUCAAAUUUCGAAAGAUGAAGAUGUUGAUAAAAUUUUAAAGGAAUUGAAGGAAAAAGUGGCUUUAAAGUUGGAUAUGGAUCCUGGUCAAGAUGUUCCACGUGGUUGUAUUAUAAUUAACGAAGAUGGAAUUUGUAAAAUUGAUGUUUCUGGAUUCUAUAGACCAUACAAACCAAAUGUGGUUGUAGGUCUGCAUUUGAAAAGGGGGCAUUUGCCAGCAAGUAGUUGGAUUAAACCUGAUGACGAGGAUGUUAAAAAAUAUAGUGGAUUGUGGCACACUGAUAGUGAAAAGGAUUUGAUUAUUCAUCAUGAUUAUGACAAAAAUGAGAAGCGAAUACUUGAUCGUUGCUCAUUUUAUGGUACGAGUUGGAUGAAAAUGGCUAUCCAAUCAACCCAAUUACACGUACUGGUUUUAUUACACGUGGAGAAUUGUACCAAUGGGGACCAAGUAAAGGAGUUGGAGCAAUUUUAUACUCAAAAAGCAUAA
Molecule: messenger RNA, 987 nt
Organism: Meloidogyne enterolobii
Lineage: Eukaryota; Metazoa; Nematoda; Chromadorea; Rhabditida; Meloidogynidae
Source: the annotation of a GenBank genome assembly